AUGGUCCACGCCGACGCAACAAACUUCUCCCCCAACCUCACCAAACCAGAAGCCUACCAGCAGCUCCUCGACGAGGUAGAAGGUCUUUGUUACGAGCAAAGAAACUGGGUGUGCAACCUCUCCAACACCUCCUCCCUUCUCUGGCACCUCUACCGCUCCCUCCCCUCCCCCUCCUCCUCGGUAAACUGGGCCGGCUUCUACGUCCACGACCACACCUCCCCUCCCACAAAACCACGCCUCAUCUUGGGUCCGUUUCAAGGCAAAGUCGCCUGCCAAACCAUCAACUUCGGCCGCGGAGUCUGCGGCACAGCAGCCGCCACCCAGACAACUCAGCUCGUCCCCGACGUCGAGCAGUUCCCAGGCCACAUCGCCUGUGACUCGUCCAGCAAAAGCGAAAUCGUCGUCCCCAUCAUGGUCGAGGGCAAGGGCGUGGUAGGGAUAAUCGACAUUGACUGCACAGUCGAAAACGGCUUCGACCAAAUAGACAAGGAGUACCUCGAAAAGCUGGCGGACUUUUUAGCAAAGAGCAGCGACUGGCCUUGAUGAAGCACAUAAUAAC
This is a messenger RNA of Podospora bellae-mahoneyi, 559 nucleotides long. RefSeq lists its product as uncharacterized. The record is from RefSeq and is a predicted model, not a curated record. Lineage: Eukaryota; Fungi; Ascomycota; Sordariomycetes; Sordariales; Podosporaceae. Gene Ontology annotation, cellular component: cytosol. The transcript is spliced from 3 exons. Gene Ontology annotation, molecular function: protein binding; L-methionine (R)-S-oxide reductase activity. The coding region runs from base 1 to 543 and encodes 180 amino acids.